CACCAGCCCCGCGCGCGGCCUUGUGCUACCAACCAAAGCGCGCAGCUCCAAGAAACCCACAGAAUCCGAGAUCUCCCUCUCCAACCUGAUCGAUCCCGGCUUGUCGUUGCAGUUGUAGUUGGGCAAUGGCGACCGAUGCGAUCCUGGAGACGAUCAAGCCGCGGCGGAGCGCGUGGCAGGACGACCUCCCGGUGACGACCGCCGCCGGGGGCGCGGGGAACAAGGGCGGCGGCAAGGUGGACCUGUCCGGGAUGCGGCGGCGCGUGUCGUCGUCCCUGUCGCUGCACCUCCAGCCGCUUUCCUCCUCGUCGUCGGAGGCGCUCCGGCGCGCGCGGUCGAUGCCGUCGAUCAAGGCCCUGGCGGCGGCGGGCGCGGUGCGGCGGUGGUGGGAGUGGGGGCUCGGGUGGGUGAUGGAGCGGAAGCCGUCCUUCGCGCGCGGCCUCGAGAUGAGCGACGACGAGAAGGCCGCGCUGGGGUGCCACUGCCGCGGCACGCUCCGGCACGUCUUCUACAAGGCGCGCGCCGAGGUGCGCCGCCUCCUGGGCCGCGACGGCCUCCCGCUCGGCGGCGGCGGCGGGCACGGGCAGGACUUCGGGUACGACUCCGUCAGCUACGCCCAGAACUUCGACAACGGCGACGUCGGCGCCAGGUGUUAG
Messenger RNA from Lolium rigidum, 656 nucleotides. RefSeq lists its product as uncharacterized. The coding region runs from base 126 to 656 and encodes 176 amino acids. Lineage: Eukaryota; Viridiplantae; Streptophyta; Magnoliopsida; Poales; Poaceae. The record is from RefSeq and is a predicted model, not a curated record. The transcript has a single exon.